This is a messenger RNA of Acaulospora morrowiae, 1779 nucleotides long. NCBI's taxonomy places the organism in Eukaryota, Fungi, Glomeromycota, Glomeromycetes, Diversisporales, Acaulosporaceae. The record is from the annotation of a GenBank genome assembly.
AUGUCUUAUAAUUACAAUCCAAAUCAACAACAGUCUUAUGGUCGCCCACCACCACAGAAUACCUAUGGAGCACCACCUCCAUAUGGUCAGCAACAGUAUAGUCAGCAAUACCAACCACCUCCACAGAACCGACCUCCCUCACAAGGUCCCCCAGGUUCACAAGGUCCUCCAGGUUCACAAGGUCCUCCGGGUUCACAAGGUGCUCCAGCUCAGGUGCCCCCGGGAACGGACCCUCAACUAUGGUUUUGGUUUCAAGCUGUAGACACUGACAAGAGCGGGGCUUUGACCACCGAGGAAUUACAAAAGGCUUUAAUUAAUGGCGAUUGGAGUCCAUUCAAUUUGGAAACCGUUCGAUUAAUGAUGAACAUGUUUGAUACUGAUAACACUGGUACAAUUACUUUUACUGAAUUCUCUGGCCUUUGGAGAUACAUUGAAGAUUGGAAGAAGUGCUUUCAAACUUUUGACGCCGAUGGAUCUGGUACCAUUAACUUCUCGGAGCUGAAGACAGCUUUGAAGACUUUUGGAUAUAAUUUGAGCGAUAACUUUAUCAACCUCCUCAUUAAGAAGUACGAUAAGUAUGCGGGUACUAAAAAUUCAGGAAGGGGAGAUGUGACUUUCGACAAUUUUGUGCAAUCCUGCGUGACCAUUAAGACCCUUACGGACGCUUUUCGUCGCUACGACAAUGACAAUGACGGUUGGAUCACGAUCAAUUAUGAGCAGUUCUUGGAAUUGGUGAGUAUAUCAAAUAGAAAUAGCAACACAGAACGAAAGGCCAUGGCAGCCGAAUCCAAAAUAGCAUCGCAACCACCUCUUUCGCCUUUUGGCAAUGCGGUGUCUGGGGCAUUGGGGGCACUGAUCGCUUUGGCUAUAACUUACCCGCUAGACAUCGUAAAGACGCGGCUUCAAGUACAGUCCAAGAAAACCUCAUCAACCACAGCGUCCAGCGAACAUUACGAGUCAGCAGGUGACGCGAUCCGCAAGAUUCUUUCGAACGAAGGAAUACUUGGGCUUUACGCAGGAUUACCUGCUGCACUCAUUGGUGUCGCAUCCACGAACUUUGCUUAUUUUUAUUGGUACUCAUUUAUUCGUACUUAUUAUCAGCGAAAUAAGUCGGCUUCAUUGUCAACGGCUACCGAGCUCGCUCUGGGUGCCCUUGCGGGAAUUCUUGCUCAGAUAUUUACGAUUCCAGUUUCAGUUAUCACCACCAGACAACAGACAGCGAGAAAAGCUUGCCGGAAAAACCUGAUGGAUACGGCCGAAGAGAUUAUUUCGGAAGACGGAAUCACCGGAUUAUGGAAAGGGCUAAAGCCGUCGAUUGUAUUAUGUGUAAAUCCUGCCAUCACCUAUGGCGCUUUCGAAAGGUUUAAGGAUAUAUUAUCAAAAAGGAGAAAUGAAACGGAUCUUUCUCCUGGAAUCAUUUUUUUGCUUGGAGCACUUAGCAAGACCAUUGCCACGGUGAUCACUUACCCAUACAUCAUGGCAAAGGUUAAGUUGCAAUGCAAAUCACCAGACGAAGAGUUUGUUGAUUCAAGUGAUAUAGACUUCAAGAAGACCUCGAGAGUAAGCAGAAAAAAAUAUAAUGGAGCGAUUGAUGUCCUAAGGAAAGUUUUGGCGACUGAAGGGAUCCAAGGAUGGUAUAAGGGGAUGCAAGCACAGAUUACAAAAGCCGUGCUCUCUCAGGCAUUACUCUUUUACAUGAAGGAAUAUACAACGCGAUACACCAUUUUUCUUUUUUCACUGUUUAAUCUUCUCAGGUCUGGUCGCCGUCAAAUCAUAUAA